UAAAUGCCAAAAGGAAAGGAUGUGUACAGGGAGCAAGUAAGAUGCUUUUGUGUGGAGGCUGAUACACCUUGCUGCGUUACAGAUCUAAAAAUUCUCCUCAUUGCAGAUGAACCAGCGUCACUCUGGAGUUCUCAGAGUGAGUACAGAGAGACAUCAACAGCACAUUUGUGGGAAUUCCAGCUCCUCUGCCCUUGUCACCAGCAUGCCUCAUUGCUCCAUGUAGUCACUGGACUUGCAGGUGGGGAAUUAUGUAAUUGUCAGGAGACAACUGCACGCAGCAAGACUGAUCCCCUCUCAGCUAUGGCAACUCACAACAGGUCCGAGGAAGAGCUACACUGGUUGAUUAUGGCAGGAAUGAAAGGCACUCUGACCUUGCCGACCGAACGCCUUGCUGCUUUCAAUGUUGCCCAUUAUGCGGGAGGCAGGCGGCUCCCGGGGAGCGGCCGGGAGCGGCGGGAGCGGCGGCGCGGCCGGCGGGCAGGCUGCCAGCCAGCCGGGGCUCCGGCAGCACGGGCAGCCGGCUGGGGCAGGGAGAGGGGGAGGCGGCAUCAAAACGCUGCUAGCGCACGCCACGAAGCGCUCUCGGAUGCUGAUGGCAGAUUGCUUCUUCGUUAA
Messenger RNA from Melospiza georgiana, 615 nucleotides. RefSeq lists its product as uncharacterized. The record is from RefSeq and is a predicted model, not a curated record. NCBI's taxonomy places the organism in Eukaryota, Metazoa, Chordata, Aves, Passeriformes, Passerellidae. The transcript is spliced from 3 exons. The coding region runs from base 4 to 615 and encodes 203 amino acids.